AUGCAUGGCCGUAAGCGAGUAAAACCAUCGGCUGAAGUAGAAAAACUUCGUAAAGAAAAGGAAGUAACUAAAAUAAAAGAAUAUAGGAAUUUAGUUGAGUCGUAUUUUCAAAAAAAAGAUAAAAAAGAAUUUGAUAAUGAUGCACUUGCUUUAACUACAAAAAUAUUGUCACAAAACCCUGAUUUUUAUUCAAUAUGGAACUUUAGGAGAUUAAUUUUAUUAAAUGGGCUUCUAAAAGAAUGUUCAGAAGAAGAUAAACAACAAACUUUAUCAACCGAGUUGGUUUUUCUUCAAGAACUUUUUCAGUUAAAUCCGAAAUCUUAUUGGAUUUUUAAUCAUAGAAGAUGGUGUUUAGAAACUAUGCAGAAUCCAGAUUGGGAUAAAGAAUUGCAACUUGUCGGAAAAUUUUUGGAAUUGGAUGCUAGAAAUUUUCACGCUUGGGAUUACCGACGUUAUGUGACAUCAAAACUUUCUUGCACAACUGAAACUUCGCUCACUCAAAUUGAGUUUGAUUUUACAACUACAAAGAUUAAUCAAAAUUUCUCUAAUUAUUCGGCUUGGCAUCAACGAAGUAAAUUAUUACCACUUUUAAUAAAAGAGAAAAAUUUGGAUGAACAAGAAAAAAAAAAACUAAUUGAUAAAGAAUUUGAAUUGGUAAAAGCGGCAUUUUAUACUGAUCCAGAUGAUCAAAGUGCAUGGCUAUAUCAUUGGUGGUUGGUUGCUCAAGGUUCUAUUAUAUCUACUUCACAAAUGAAUGAAGAAUCAAAAGAAUCAUCAAAUUCAUUAAAUCAGAAUUUAUCGAUAAAUACAUCAGAAAGAAUUGAACUUUUGCAACGUGAAAUUAACGUGGUUAGAGAAUUAUUGGAAUUAGAACCAGAUAGCAAAUAUUGUUUACAAACCUUAGCAAAUCUUUUAAGCGAGUUAAAAUCAAACGUGAAAGAGGAUUCAAAGAAGAUUGAUGAUGAAAUUGUUACAAUUUGUGAUCGUUUAAUUAAGAUUGAUAAGUUCAGAACGAAAAGAUAUGAAGAUCUACGCUCAAAGUUUAUUUCGAAUCAACAAGGAUAA
Molecule: messenger RNA, 1065 nt
Organism: Rhizophagus irregularis DAOM 181602=DAOM 197198
Lineage: Eukaryota; Fungi; Glomeromycota; Glomeromycetes; Glomerales; Glomeraceae
Source: RefSeq, a predicted model, not a curated record